Molecule: messenger RNA, 1619 nt
Organism: Centruroides sculpturatus (bark scorpion)
Lineage: Eukaryota; Metazoa; Arthropoda; Arachnida; Scorpiones; Buthidae
Product: plectin-like
Exons: 5
Coding region: 580-978 (132 amino acids)
Biological process (GO): actin cytoskeleton organization; nuclear migration
Cellular component (GO): plasma membrane; cytoplasm; cell junction
Molecular function (GO): actin filament binding
Source: RefSeq, a predicted model, not a curated record
UUAAAUAUUUAAAUCUAUGACGUCGUUAACCUCUGCAUGGGGUGGAUAAUAUAUGAUUUUGGCAUUAAAUACAAGCUUAAAGCUAGAUAAUUCUUUAAUGUUCUCAUUUUUUUUUUAAAUAAAGAUCUUACAACAUCCGAGUUACCAUAAAGUUCUAUUUUUUAUGAAGUGAUCGGUCGAGUGAUUUAUUUAUUUAUUUAUUAUUAUUAUUUUUUUCUUUUAUGUAGCCCACCCACGUUACAAAAGUGGGUUACGUAUCUGACAUUCUAGUAACACUUUUUCAUGUUACGUUCUACAAAACGUAAACUCCCACCUAACCAACUCACUAGACUUUAAUCUCAGUGCGUGCCAAUUUUGACCCGUUAUGACAUAAAUCGAUUCUUUUAUGGUAGUUGAACCUAAAUUAAUUUACAAAAACUCAUUCAAUAGGCUAGUUUUGGUUCAGCAUUUGAUUUUUAAACUGAAGUAUUAGUUACGAGUUUAAAUUAACACAAAUCACCGCUCGUUAUCUAAGCUUGUAUGACUCAUCGGAUUGUGUCUCAAUCUUAUCGAAAUCUUUAUAAUUUCUGAGUAAAAUGUAUGUUUUUUUCUAUAAAUUAUUCACUAAGCUGCGUACAUCUCUGGCUAUGCUUAUUGUUUGGCUUCUCUCCAGUCUAUUAUUAUGCGUCUUUUUACAUGAAGGUCAUGGCUUGUCGCGCUUUACGUUUUUGUGAAAUUGUAACAAAGCAUUGGAGGUAUCUGGAGACUUUUACCUGUUUACACGUGUGUAGUUCGUGCAGGAAUCGUUACAAACCACGCGCCAAUAAAUAUGUCGUUGACCUGUUUGAAGAUUUAAGAGAUGGACAUAAUCUUAUUUCCCUGUUGGAAGUUCUCUCGGGCGAAUUAUUGCCUAGAGAAAGGGGGAAGAUGCGGUUUCACAUGUUACAAAAUGUACAGAUAGCAUUGGAUUUUUUACGUUAUCGAAAAGUAAGUAUUUAGUUUCUGUAUUAAUUACUUAAAGUUUUCAUUGUUUUUUUAAUAGAUGCAAUAUUCAAAAGGCUUAAUUUAUUAUAUAAUAUGUAAUUUAAAAAUAAAAUUUUUAAUAAAUUUUAUAUUAGAAUAUUAUCAAGAAUUAUGUAUAUACUGUUGUAUUGUUAAACUCUGGAUGACUUUCAUACUUAUUCUGAUAUUAUACAAGAUCAUCGAUAGGUGUGAGCUGGUGAUUUAGGAGCCAGUAAUGCUUCCCACCCGAUAUUUUUAUUAACAGAAAAUAAAAUCUUUAAGACUGCUUUUUAUUAAUAAAGAAGCAUUAUUACAUAUUUCAUUUGUUCAAAAAAACAUGGCAAAAGAGGCCACAUAUAAGCUUUCGUCCAUUUUAUUUAUAUUUUGGCAUUAAUAGUGGAUACAGUUAUAAUAAGCAUAAAUAUACACAGUCGAAUUGGUAAAAAUGUCAGCUUGAGGAGGCUGGAUUCGAGCCCAAGUCGGAUUCUUAGAACGUUUUAAUGAAUGGUUUCUAAGCUCCGUCUUAUGAGGAGCAAAAGGGAUGCUUUCUUAAUAUCCACAGGUUGGAAAACAUUAAAAAAUAAAUACCGCAAUUAGGGGUUCAUUUUUCUAUAAACAGCGUGGAAUGAAACAGACAA